UCGGAGCACCAGGGAGAGAGAGAGAGCGCGCGCGCGCGAGAGAGAGAGACGGACAGGAGGAAGCAGAAGGAACCGUACAAUUACGCGGACGUUUCUGCGGCUUUACAGUGAGCGUUAAACAAGAGGGAAACACGGGUUCAUUGUUCAGGAGACGCAGUAAAGCGGACAAGAAGAGGCAGAGUGAGCGAGAGAGAGAUAGAGAGAGAGAGAGAGAGAGAGAGGGGGGCAGGCGGCUCUCUCUGAAACUUCAAGCCAGAAUUUCGCUCGUUAACUGCCGGAGGACGAGAAAGACGGAGGCAAGAGCCCUGCGAGCCGUCCGCGUCCAGGGUCCCGCUGUGAAAAGCUUGAGCGUUGCAAGAAAGCUGCUUCAAAUGAACGCGAGCGAAAAGUUUUGGCGCCGUGGCAGUCGGUAAAUGUUGUGACAUUUUCGCACGGCGCAAAUCGCUCCCAACGGUCGAGCGGCGGAGGUAGAGGGGGGAAGAGGAGGAGGAGGAGGUGGUGGUGGGGGGGUGUGAGGACCCGAGCUGUCAAACCCGAUGACUACUGCAAACUGCCCCGGGAAUGAGGAGCUGGACUUCAGACUGAUUUUCGGAGAGGACGGGCAGCAGCAGCCUUUAGGCCCCACAGAUCUGGAGCCUGAUGACAACACAUCAUUCUACAUCCUAAAUGUGGGGCAGUCCCAGUCUAUGAUAACUAACCACCAGUCAAUUGGCCUGCCUCGUCAUGGCAUGCACUCCCACCCUCAGGUCAUCAGCACUUCACCACGCCUUCCAUCACACAAAACAGGAUCUGAGCUUCUAAGCUAUGAGGCACAGGGCUCUAAGUAUGGCACCUCACCGCUGCUGCCCUCCGCUCCUUUGGAGGCACCAAAAGCCUUUGAGUGCCCCAGUAUCCAGAUCACCUCUAUCUCCCCUAGUUGCCAGCAGGAGAUAGAUGCCAGUGAGGGGGAGCUGACGGCCAAUGGGCCUGAUAGGGAUUACCAUGGUGACAGGCCCUUGUCCAGAGACCACCUGUACUUGCCACUGGACCACUCAUACAGGGACACUUCGCUUAGUCCUAGCCCUUGUAGCAGCCUUUCCUCUAGGAGCUGGUUUUCUGAUGCCUCGUCUUGUGAAUCGUUUUCACACGUCUAUGAUGAUGUUGAAUCAGAGCUGAAUGAAGCAGCUGCGAGGUUUAGUCUGGGCUCCCCUUUGACUUCUCCAGUGUGUACGUCCCCGCAGGCUGUUGGUGGAGUUCUGGAGGAGCAGUCGCCAUGGCAGCACCAUCAUGCCCCCUUUGUACACCACUCUCACUCCACCCUUUCUCCUCGACAGUCCCCCUGUCAUUCACCACGCAACAGCGUCACAGAUGAAAAUUGGCUUAGCCCACGGUCUCCGUCCAGGCCCUCCUCACGACCAACCUCACCCUGUGGGAAAAGGCGACACUCCAGUGCCGACAUUUGCUAUCCUGGUUCCCUAUCUCCUCAUCACUCACCUACAGCCACGCCAGGACCUUCCCCCAGGGGGAGUGUGACAGAGGACACAUGGGCCGGGAGUCCCACUGUCGGCAUGUCACCUUUUCAGUGCUGCCCGUCUGAGACGGACAUCCCAUCAAAGACGAGGAAGACCUCACAAGAUAGAACAUCUCUGCAGACAGGAGAGCUGACAAUAGAUGACCAAGAAAAUCUGUCUUCUAACCUGGAUUCUCCUUCAGACGAGGGCCUGCACAGUCUGAAGAAAGAUGGGCCUGCAGAACAGUUCCUCUCAGUGCCCUCACACUUCUCAUGGAAUAAACCCAAGCCUGGUCAUACACCUAUAUUCAGGACAACCUCCCUGCCUCCAUUAGACUGGCCAUUGCCAAGCCAAUUUGGCCAGUAUGAGCUGAAGAUAGAGGUGCAACCCAAAGCCCACCACCGUGCACACUAUGAGACUGAAGGCAGCCGAGGAGCUGUCAAAGCAGCAUCUGGUGGCCAUCCUAUUGUCAAGCUCACUGGCUACAGCGAGAAGCCCGUGAACCUGCAGAUGUUCAUUGGAACGGCAGAUGACCGCUACUUGAGGCCGCACGCCUUUUACCAGGUGCACCGGAUCACUGGGAAAACUGUAGCAACGGCCAGCCAAGAAAUCCUGGUUUCCAGCACCAAAGUUCUUGAAAUCCCUCUGCUUCCUGAAAACAACAUGUCAGCCAGUAUUGACUGUGCUGGCAUACUGAAGCUGCGUAACUCAGACAUCGAGCUACGGAAGGGGGAGACGGAUAUAGGACGAAAGAACACACGGGUCCGCGUGGUGUUCCGAGUGCACAUCCCUCAACCCAAUGGGAAGGUGUUGUCCCUGCAAGCCGCCUCCAUUCCUGUGGAGUGCUCUUCUGUCCAACUUUCUGGAUCUCUCCCAGCCCAGCGUUCAGCUCAGGAGCUGCCGCAGGUUGAGAAGUCCAGCCUCACCAGCUGUCUGGUCAGUGGGGGUGAGGAGAUGGUGAUCACUGGUUCCAACUUCUUCCCAGAGUCCAAGGUUAUCUUCCUGGAGAAAGGUCCUGAUGGACGACCACAAUGGGAAGUUGAAGCAAAAAUUAUUCGUGAGAAAACCCAAGGCUCAUGCAUUGUCGUGGAAAUCCCUCCGUACCACAGUAAGACUGUGACUUCAGCGGUGCAGGUCCAGUUUUAUGUCUGCAAUGGAAAACGGAAAAGGAGCCAAUCACAGCGCUUUACCUAUCUCUCAGUGAUGGUGAAACGGGAGCACAGAGACGAGCUGGACCUUACUGCUGUACCUCCCAUUUCCAUGCCCCUGACACAUGCUCCCAGUCUGGUGCACCCUCAGCUGCCUUCUCCUGAGCAGGGCCACCCAUCGGACAACCUUCUGUCCAGCUCUCUUCACAGCCUGGCCGCGGGCGCCGGACCUGGCCUGCUACCUCUGCCGGGCCCUUCCCUGAGCUCCCCGCCUUUCCAGCACCUGCCUCACCUCCAGGGUCACAGUUUGCACCACCCCCCUACAGACUGCCACAUGACGUUCCACCAGAGCUCAGCUCCAGCUCCCUCCCUUCCCACUUAUCAGCCUUUGCAACACAGCCACAGUCCAAGUCAUAGCAUGUCCUUCAACGGCCAGCCCAGCCUUUCCUCUCAGAGCUAUGAGAGGAUGCCCUUUCAGCAGAGCCCCACUGCAGCGUCACACCCAAUAGGCCUGGGAAUAGUUUACUCUUCUGGUUGCUCCUCGCCGUCUGCUCUUUCCUCCUCACCUACCAAUCCAAUUGUCGGAUCCCCUCAGAACCAUCAGCCUAUGGUAUCUCCCUCGUCCCCACACCUCCACACACUCGGAGGCUUCCACUGCUCUCCAAAUCCUAACCAGGUCCCAUCUCAUGGAGGGCAUCCCAUUACUGGGCAGCACUCCUCGCAGCUGCAGAGAGGUCUGAGCUACCACCCAGUAAGCCAAAGGUCAGCGUCCUGUCCCACAUCUUCCUCUGCUCCCCCCCAACGGAUGAUCCCUUCUCCUCAUUCUGGACCUUCUUCUCCUCAAGUCCACCCGCUGCCCUACCAGUCUCCCACGUCAUCCUCCCCCACUUCAGGUGGCAGUCCUCUGGGGCCCCUGCAGCAGCAUUCAGGACAGCCAUCUCCACAGGCCACAAGUCCUGUUAUGACCAGCCUGUCCCCUGCAGCUGUGGGGCCACUGGUUCAUCCCCUAAGUCCUCAUGUGCCGUUUCCUUCUGAAGAUGAGAGGCCCCAUAUUAAGCAGGAGCCAGAGGACCGGGAGCCGACCUUCCGCUCCAUCGGCCUACAGGAUAUCACGCUGGAUGAUGUGAAUGAGAUCAUCGGCAGAGACAUGUCCCAGUCCCCCAGUGCUCAUGGCCCUCCGUCGGCACACAACCACUCGUAGCUCAGCUCUGAAACCGUCACGCAGCAUCACCUCCAGCUCCUAAAGCCUGCAAACCGCCAGAGCCACAGCCAGAACGCCCUGGCCCAGUUACGGUGACCCGUCCUGGUCGGAAGAAGAUCGAAGACCCGCGGCGAAAGGCAAAGUGACAUUUCUCUGAUUUCAUGUCAACCGUAUGUCUCGGAGAUCUAAGAGACGAAGAUGGACUUCACACAGACGUAGAGCAGGAACAUGCUGGAGACAGAGCGGACGUGCAGAUAGGGAGCCGAGCUCUUUGCUUUUCACAGCAGGCUCGUGUUUGAACGUCCGCUCAUUCACAUGCUCCGCUGUCUUCCUGCCUAUCAGCUCCAAUCUCUGUGAGCCUCUCGUUUCCAGAGACGUUUUCUGGUUUUCAGACCCUCCCACCAGCACCGAGCUGUGAGUUAAAGACGCAGCUCGCAGCUUUUGUUGCAGGUAUUCCUGGCUGUGUAAACUACUUCUUCACACGGUUGCUUUCCGAAAACCUUCACCCGAGCAAUCGCAGACACUUGCUAACAUCCAGUAAAGAAAAAACAGAAUUGAGACUUGGCUUGCCAUAGAAUCACAUUAACUAAUUCAAAUCAAACUUUUCUUUUUUUUUUUUUUUUCGUUAUUAUAAGUCAUGUUUCUGCCUAGACGAUAGACGUGGGCAGGUGUUGGGAGUUCAGCAGCCUGUUUUCCUUCUGCAAAACGCGACAUUCCACAAACUUGCAGCUGUGUAGUUACCUGUACAUUAACACACCCCCAUUUCUGUCGUUAGAGUUCUCCGUUUCCCCUUUGCUUCUUGGAACAAAUGCCUUAUUAAUGCUUAGGAGCUCUGAACUGUAGCACAAAAGCUUUCGUUGUGUUUUCACAGCAGACUUUAAAGAGUGAAGAUUCCAUCUUUCUUCAAGAAACAGUCGUGCUUCUCUUGGGUUAUGAAUUCACAGUAAGAUUAUUUAAUUAGGGUUUUAUUUGACAAUUCAUAGGAGGGUUGUUUUUUUUUUUUUUGUCCUAAGAGACAGAGCUCUCUGCCACUAAAACGAUGUUUUCUCCCCUGGAAUGUGCCUUUGAUUUCCUAACACACACCAUGCUUUCAUAUGACGAUGGAAAACGUUCUGACAAGAAGUAUUUUAUACAUAAAGAUGUCUAUACAUUGUAUUUAUGUAGCGUCCUCGUUUGUAAAGAACAGUAUAUAAAAUCCGACAAUCCAGAGAGCAAAGUCUGGACGUUUUGGGGUCUUCCAAACCUUUCUGCUCGCAACAAUCAAAUGUUUGCCGUCCACAAUCACGGAGUUCUCCUAAACUGUUUCCAGAACGGCUCUUAUGCACGAUGAUUUGUUCCUGCGUUUCCCCCCCUCCCCCCGACUCGCGUAAAUAUGCAGAGCUUUUACGGCAGCACUAAGUCAUACUCCAACUAGAUGCUGGUUUGAUGAUUUCCACUGACUUUUAUUUUUGCCUUAAGAUUGAUGGUGGUUUGAAGUCAGUUUCCAGGUGAAAAUGAUUCUGCUAUGCAUUGAUAUUCUGCUUAAUGCCUUUAAAAAUAAUUUUAAAAAGACAAAAAAAAAAAAAAAAUAUGACCUUGUUGCCUCUAGAAGUAGAUUGUAGACUUGUAGAUGCUUGAAUGGAGGACACCGCAUAAGCAUCUUAAUUCAGUUGUGUGUGAGGAUGGAUGGUAGCUGUUUGAACCAAAUUUCUUGUAUAUAAAAGAGAACUUUCCAACAACAGAAGCACACACGUUUAGGCUAUGCAAACUGUAACGGCAGCAAAUGUGAGACAAGACGUUAAAUAUGAGGUAAAGUUCCUGUAAAAAAAAAUCGCUUUUGGACUUCUGAGAGAAAAAAAAAAAACUCUCAGAGGAAUGUUAUCAUGUCAUGUUGAACUUUUAGGAUGCCUUAACUGCUGUUUGUAAAGCAGUUUGUCUGAAUGCUUUUCUGAGUUUAUCCUUUCCUCCACCCCCCAAAAUAAGACGGUCAAUAAGCGUAGUUAUGGUCGUACAUUUAAGGGCCACAGGGUCAACUUAAAGGGUUGGGUGAGAGAACGGAGAGGGAUGUUUGCAUUAAAGUCAAUUCUGCAGCUUGAGAGACUUGAAUCCACAACAAGAGAAGAAACAAAACCAGCAUCGACAAUAAACUCAGAACUCUG
This is a messenger RNA of Fundulus heteroclitus (mummichog), 5977 nucleotides long. RefSeq names its product nuclear factor of activated T cells 3a (gene nfatc3a). Gene Ontology annotation, biological process: regulation of transcription by RNA polymerase II; cytokine production; calcineurin-NFAT signaling cascade. Gene Ontology annotation, molecular function: DNA-binding transcription factor activity, RNA polymerase II-specific; RNA polymerase II cis-regulatory region sequence-specific DNA binding; transcription factor binding. The record is from RefSeq and is a predicted model, not a curated record. NCBI's taxonomy places the organism in Eukaryota, Metazoa, Chordata, Actinopteri, Cyprinodontiformes, Fundulidae. Gene Ontology annotation, cellular component: transcription regulator complex. The transcript has 10 exons. Bases 537 to 3839 code for a protein of 1100 amino acids.